Molecule: messenger RNA, 4334 nt
Organism: Sabethes cyaneus
Lineage: Eukaryota; Metazoa; Arthropoda; Insecta; Diptera; Culicidae
Product: protein Skeletor, isoforms B/C-like
Exons: 8
Coding region: 441-4334 (1297 amino acids)
Source: RefSeq, a predicted model, not a curated record
AGACAUCAAUUUAGGAUUGGAAAGGGUUUUCCAAACGGGACUUGUGCGCCCAUCAAUGGCGAAGAGUUUUUCGGUGUAAUUACGAUCGAGAAAUCACUGGUGCGUAAUUGGUCGUUUGCAGCAUUUGGAGUGCCCUCCAACGGGUUGUGCUUGUUUCGUUCCGUUGUUUGAAGCAGUGAAAAGUGAAGUUCUGGAUUUGACAGAGAAUGUGAUUAAUCGCAGCUGGAUCUUUUAGACGUGAAAGUUUGGUCUGUGAAAAAGUGAUAGUGGCAAGGCUAGCUACCGUGUGCGUGAACGAAUGUCGUUUGUCUAGCGAGGCUCCCCAGUACAGAGGAAUACGUGUACCGCAAAGUCGGCGGGCUAGAAAAGCAAUAAUUGUGGGAUUAACGAACGUUUCGCCGAACAACUGGAGUAGGACGGACCAGCGGAGAACCGUUAAAAUGUUGUCGAGACGAGGCUUUAUUGUGGCUACAGGAGCACUCGCACUGUGCAGCCUCAUCUCCGUUGCUGACGCCCUGCAGGGUUACUAUGGAACCAAGAUAGGAGAUCUAACUCAGUUGCAUCACGGUGUAUCUGGAUCGGUUUAUGCGGUCGAUGCCCGAACAUUGUUUUUGAAGAAUUUCAACUACGAUGGCGAAGGUCCGGCGGCCUACUUCUAUGUGGGCAACACCCGGGCACCGAGCAACAAAGGAGCCCACCGACUUCGAGACGAGCGAGGACGUUCCGGCAUCCUGAGAAAGUAUCGAAAUGAGGACAUCACACUAUCGCUUCCCGAGGGGAAAACAUUGCGGGAUAUCCGAUGGUUCUCGAUUUGGUGCGAUGACUUUAGUGUCAACUUUGGCGACGUGGUGAUUCGAAACGAUUUGGAUUUUCCAAGGCCAACCAAAAUAGGGCAACUAGAAGGGGUUCAUGAUGUGGGUUCGGAUAAUAUUGUCAUUGUGGAUGCUCAAACGCUGCUGAUUCCGAACUUCAAUUACGAUGGGGAAGCACCAGAUGCUAAAUUUUGGGUUGGCCGCGGACCGAAACCUAGUCCACAGGGAAUUCGUAUUCCGGACGAAAACGGUAAGGAAACACCAUUGCGUCGGUAUGACAAAAAGACCAUCGUCCUAACCUUGCCCGGAGAUUUGACCGUGUUCGACAUUGGCCAUUUUGGCGUUUGGUGUGAAGCAUUCACCGUUGACUUCGGACACGUGCGCAUUCCGGAUCAAAUCAACGUACCUCCGUCGCUGAAGAUGCUGGGCAUCAGCCCCCAGUCCAAACUGAACUGUGAAGUACUCCUGGAUGACCUGGCAUUCGAGGUGCGAUGGGCGGUCGCGGGCGAGAGCAUCGUCAUUCAGCUUGUGGCCAAACUGGAGGACGGCGAGUACAUGGCAUUCGGUAUCUCCCCGGAUAAUGCGAAAAGUGUGAUGGUGGGUGCUGACGCUGCCGUAGUAUGGGUAGAUAAAGCUACAGGCAAAGGAUUUGCACAGGAUUAUUUCCUGGAUGCAAAGUCCCAGUGCUCCGGUGGGCGAGGUUCAUGCCCCGACACGCAGAUUACUAAAAAUAGUAACUCAAUCCGGCUGCUGAACGCUGCUAUGGUGAACGGAUAUUCCAUUGUAACCUAUCAACGUCCACUGCGAGCAACAGACCAUCUGGAUUUGCCAAUUGUCACUAACGGGUCGCAAGCGAUCGUCUGGGCUAUCGGCCCUCUGAAUCAGCGAUACGAAGUAUCCUAUCAUUCACAAUUUUUGAAAAAUGACAAAUUGGUCGAUUUCGGUCGCCAGCCGUACUGGAACUGUCCGACUCCAGAAUCCGAUCAACGCAAGCCGCAAGAAACGCCACAGAAGCUGCAAAAUUUGGAACCAAACCGCCGAGUUGACUCUGUGCAGCGUCCGAAAGCACCGGCCACAGCGCGACCUCCGGCAAAACCAGGCGCAUGGGAUAUCCCUCCGAUUCAGUGCUACGAGCCGGACGAUGGCGUUUUUUAUGCUCAAAUGGGCCCAACUGGGGGCAAACAAGGCUAUCCAGCAAUUACCGGGCAUGUUGGUUGGGGCAUUUCCUGGUAUAUCAACGGAUUGCUCAUUCCGGAGGUUAAUGUGGUGCGUGGAAAAACAUACACUUUCGUCGUAGAAGGUGGUCUUGAUCCGGAAAUUCCUGCUAAAUAUCAUCCGUUCUACAUAACCGAUGAUCCAGUCGGUGGCUACCAGCACCAGGAAGAGGAAGUUAGGAAGAACAUACGUAUUUUCGCUGGAGUUCAUCAAACACAAAGCGGACAGUUGAAACCAAUCGGCGUUGGACGGCUCUGCAAUUGGACACCAAAUCCAGACGGACCACCAGCCGAUGCCUAUCCCUCCUUCGGAGCAUACCAACGCAGUUUGACGUUAAAAUGUGACCCGGGCGAGCCCGGUGUUAUCACCUGGACACCAGAUGCGGACACUCCCGAUACCGUGUAUUACCAGUGUUUUACCCAUCGAUAUCUCGGUUGGCGCAUCAACGUGCUCGACUCGUGCGACGUAGCGGCUCCAAGCGAAAUCGACGAAGUGUACGCUGACCCUAACGAGGAAGGAAUCGAUGCGGAACAAUCGAUUCGGCACGAAUCGAAAUUGCUCCCCUCGGAUCCCUACCUGCAGCAGCAUGAUAAUCAAAUCGGUCAAAAUGAGAAAGAAUCAAUUAAAAAUCACAAAAUGAAUGAAGAUCAACGGAAUGGUGAACAAAAUUUGGAUUUAGAAAACGAUCCUGAGAUGACCAAAAUCAUAGAGGAAGGCAUCCGAGCGGCCGAAGAUCUUGAAGAGAAACUCAAGAAUAAUCAAACCUACGGAAACUACACCGGAAACGAUCAACCUCCUCAUCAGUCUGAGGUAUCUCACCCGGGAAAGCCCGUACUAACGUCAUCCGGUCUUCCGGUGUACCUACGACCGCCGAACAGUGGGCCCAUGUUCCGUCCGGUGAAACUACCGAUGCGCCGACCGAUUGCCGUCGAGAGGCGUCCCAUCAACGGUCGUCCCAAUCGACCAUACGUCAUCCCGCAACCUUCCAUGAUCAUCAGCCACUAUCAAAAACCAUUAAAUCCCCUGGUGAGACCAUUCAUGCAGAAGAAUAAACUUCCCAUGAAAGCCAUCGCUCCGAUUCUGCUACUGGGAGAACCGACCGAAAUUAAACCCUUCCGAAAAGCUCCCGGUCCGCCGCUACCUCCUCCUCCGAUGGAGAUGAUGUUGGUCAAACCAACCAAAACCAUCCAGUACAUGAUACCGGAGAUGCCACCCCACCUGACCAUGAAUCUCAAAAUGCCAGAUCAAACGCCCAUCAACCUGCCGGUCCGUUACACGAGACGACCGAUUAUGAAGGAACCGCUCAACGUCAAGCCAAUCUUCAAAGCACCGUACGACGUUCACGAAAACAAAACCCCCGUUGAACCGCCACCGAACACUGGAUUCGAGCCCAGCUCGGUGGUAGUGGAGAGUGGUUUCAAACCGAUUCAUCGCCGCAACGGCGAAUCCAACGCGGAGUUCGAGGACCUCAUGCGACACCAUGGGAAUAUGAUUCAACGUCGGCAGGACUACGACAUUGAUGAAGCGAUUGAAAGCGAUGCUCUGAUGAUCGGUAGCGGAGAACCCCAAAGGCAGGCUUUCGAACCGAUGUUUAUACCUUCGCCUCUGGACAGUAUGGCGAUGGCUCAGAAGUCGUCGGAAGUCAUCAACGAGCAGAAAGACCAACUCAGUGGAGAUCUGAAACAGAUGAACGUUGAAAUCGGUGAAGACAAAGUGGCCAUGGCUGACGAUCGUGUCGAUUCAUUCUACCUCCCUCCAGAUGGUCAAAACGUAGUCAAAAUUUAUCCAGAAGGAACAUCCGUCGUAUCCUACGACGGUAAAGCAGUGCUGGAUGUUUCCUUGCUAAAAUCAUCUAGCAACGUGCGACCGGAGUCCAUUUCGAAAACGGAACAAUUCGUACGCGACAACCCGCAGUUCGGUCCGUUCCGCGGGGAAAUCCCUCCGAUUUCCGACUACGUUGCACCGGAUUCGCACCCAAUUUACGGUGUACGAGGAACCAACGCUGUUCAACCCCCGGUGUCGGAGUACGCGAACCCACUUGUGCCGGGCGGCAUCAAUGCACACGACAACAGCAAAGAUCUAAGCGUGAAACCAAUUUCCACCAAACUGUCGAUCGUCAAACCGGUAGAGGAAGAACCAGAAGAAUCGCGGAAAAAACGAGAAGCGCAUCAUCAUCCCGAUCACCACGGAGAUAACUUGGAAGACGGCUGGGAGGAUCGACACACUAAAAGUGAUGCCACGAAACCGGUCGCUGUAGCUACGCUUUUGUCUGUUGCUCCUCUGAUUCUCUUCCGGAGAUCGCUUUGA